AGCGGCUGAGAUUUGUGCAGGCAGAUGAGGCAGAGAGAGGAGGACACAGAACAGGGGGAGGAGAUUUAAAUGGUCAGCUUGUGAAAAGGUAGUGUGGGGCAAUUAGAGGCAAGUGUGUUUUCCUGCAGAUCGGAGCUCAGAGAAGCAGGACUGAAGAGUUGGAGCGAAUUUGGGAUUUUGAAAAAGGCUAUUUUUGUUUUACUUUUUGCAGGAAAAAUGCUCUGUCAAAGCGGCAGACUUAAAAUCAACUUGUGUGCUUCAAUUCUUUCUUCACUAUGAGACUUUAAAACAAUUUCUUCUUGACUGUAUUUUUUUUUUUUAAUCACCCAAGCUUCAUCCAGCACGCCUCUGGGGCCUUAUUCAUUACAAAGCUCACUCCUCAUCAUCAGGUUACACGCGCAGAAGGAGCUACGUGACUGCACUCACUCUCAGCCGGCAGCGGAUGACUCGGAAAUUCCCGGUCAGCAUCUCUUUUCUCUUGUCUGCGUUGUUUGGGACUUUGGUUGAAUUGUUUUGUUGUACUCAUCGGGAGCCAUCAGCACCGUCUUUCACUCGCAGACAUCACGAAAUGAAAGUCGGUUUUGUCAUCCAGACUGCGGUGACGCUUUAUCUGCUGCUCUCACCUGCACAGAGUGUACCCUUGUCGAGCAUAAACAGUACAACAGAAGUGUUGAUGUUCCAGGAGGUGUGGGGUCGCAGCUUCUGCCGGACCAUAGAGAAGCUGGUGGAGGUGGUGCAGGAGUACCCGUCAGAGGUGGAGCACAUCUACAGCCCCUCCUGUGUGCCGCUGGUGAGGUGUGCGGGUUGCUGUGGAGAUGAAAACCUAGAGUGCCAUCCCACUCAAACAACAAAUGUCACCAUGCAGCUGUUGAAAAUCAGGCCAUCAGAGCCGGGCCAGGAAUAUGUAGAGAUGACGUUUGUGGUGCAUCGGACAUGUGAAUGUAGAAUCAAGAAGCCUACUAUUGUUAAAGUUGAAAGGAGAAGGCAAAGAGGAAGAGGAAGGAAGAGAAAGGAGAGGCAAAAAACAAAAGAAUGUGACAGGUGCCAGAUCCCCCGCAGGUAACUGUUGUGGCAAACCAAACCUCCUGUUGCAGUGUGGCUCAUAAUUUAUUUCCAACCCAGUGGCAGCAUCCAGAGUGUCCUCCGCUCAUUCACUAACACUGUGUCUGCAGCCAGAGACUCAAACUGCUGGGUUGUGCUGCCGACACGCCCUCCUGCUGACGGGCAGAGCAUUAAUAAUGAUAAGCUUCAACAGGAAGUUUGUUUUGACCGGUGGAAACACUGCUGUUACACAACUGACGCAAUGGACACGCCUGGGAGCCAGUGCAAUGUAGAACCCAACAGACCAUCGACUUCUCUCUUAUAUCACUACAGUGUCAGUUAUUGUAAUGUGGACAUUUCUUUGGUAUUUAAAGGUGGUAACAGAUGUUAAGAGCCUAUAUUUAUUAAUACAGAGAAAGGACAGCAUUGUCAACAUUUUGUUCAAACAAUAUCCAAGAAGCCUUGACUCAUCAUAGCAGAGAAUGUUGCAGCUGUUUCCUGCAAGCAAUAAUGAAAUGUCUCCCUCUUGUGUUAUUGAAAUAGUGUUCCAAAGUGCUCCACGGGAAAUGAUUCCUUGGCUUUUUCAAUCAUAUAAAUAAGAUUAGAUUUAGGACAGAGGUUUGAGUCACAUAAUCCGCCUUUGGCUGAUAUGGACAGUCAAACCUCUUUUCAAAGAAAAAUAUGACCAGACAUGAGUUUGAUGAUAAUUCAGACCUAAAGAAGAAUACCAUUUAUCAGAUAUUUUUAACAUCUCAAGGCAUGACCAAAGAUAUUUUUGUAUAAAUAACUAAAUGUGAUUUAUGAAAUUGUCAAAAUUAUGAAGUGUUCUCUGGGAUCGAUCCCUCUUUCUCUGUUGUUAUGAAGGGUUGGGAUACACUGUUCAUUAUACAUGUUCAAUAUUAAUAGAGGGUCUAAUCAUUGCUGAAUCCUUUCAAAAUUUAAAAGACAGAUUUGCCUAGUGAGUGGCUUUAUCUCUGAAUACUGUAUCCAGGUCUGAGAGAAAAAAAGCUUUUCAGUUACACAGACACAUCCGUUUGUCUGAAGCACACCAGGAAGUGGGUAAGCCCAGUAGGAUUUUCAAGAUCAAUACCACAUCAAUACAAUGAAGCAGUGUUCAUUUGGUAUUGAUCCCAAUUAAAGAGUAUCAAUUAUUAGUUAGUUUUCAUCAUCUAAUGUGGUUAUAAAGUUUUCACAGACAUAAAAACAUUUCUGUGCUUUGGGCUAAAGCAGCGCUCAUUUUUUGUCCGACCCAGUGACACAAAUCUCCCAUAAGCCCUCACCACAGGUGUGUUCUUCUGUCUUUUUAAAAAAAAAAAAACACUGCAGUGGAAGAAGUUUUGUAAAGUGGUGAUUUUUGUUUUUUGUCUGUUUGUUUUUCAUGUGCUUCAAAAAAGAAAAUCUAUGAAAAUGUAAUAAGUGACUUUUCUAUUGUGUUAGUAUUUUUUUUUUUUUUCAUUUGAAUAUUUAUUUUAUAAUUAAAU
Molecule: messenger RNA, 2522 nt
Organism: Labrus bergylta (ballan wrasse)
Lineage: Eukaryota; Metazoa; Chordata; Actinopteri; Labriformes; Labridae
Gene: pgfb
Product: placental growth factor b
Biological process (GO): positive regulation of endothelial cell proliferation; vascular endothelial growth factor receptor signaling pathway; vascular endothelial growth factor signaling pathway
Cellular component (GO): membrane
Molecular function (GO): growth factor activity; chemoattractant activity; vascular endothelial growth factor receptor binding
Source: RefSeq, a predicted model, not a curated record